AUGUUCUUCUCCAACACAUUCCUGCUGACCAUCAGCAUCUUCAUCCUCACCUUCUCUACCCUCGCCGCUGCUCGCCCGGUGAUUGGUCAAGAUCCACUGUCGAACGUCGAUACGUGUAUCGCCAACUGCGACGACGCUCCUAACCCUCACCAAUGCAAACUCAACUGCGUUUACGGUCACGCAAGCCUUGACAAACGCUCUCCAUUUAUCCCGGGGGAUAAUCGAAACAUGGACCACGAUCUGUGCAUCGAGCUUUGCAGGGACGCUCCUAGUCCCUACCAAUGCGCUCUUGAUUGCCCUCCCAGUGGCGUUGACGUAGCCCUUCACAAACGCUCCACAUCUCCUCUUCCCUCAGCUUCGGAGGGGGGGCCACGUCCGGAUUCCCAAGCGAGCUAUUGCAUGUUGCAGUGCAUGCAGGAUCUCGCCGACAUGACGAUGUGCAAACAUCGCUGUUACGGUAUUCCUCCCCACCACAGCAAGAUUGAUGAUGUGAGCAAACGCGAUACGAUUCCUGCGAGAGGAUCGGAGAGGAGUGGUCGUCGAGACACCGCCGAUUACUGCAUGACACAGUGCACCGAGACUUUUGUGGACUUGACCACGUGCGAGCAUCGUUGUUACGGUAUUCCUCCUCACAACGACGGGGUUGACGACGUCAACAAACGCGCUCCUGCCUCAGGUUCACAGAACGUAAAACGUCGAGAUGCCGAUGAUUAUUGCAUACUGCAGUGUAUGGAGUAUCUCGAAGACGCGGAGGCGUGCGAGCAUCGUUGUUACGAUCCUCAUUCUCACAACAAGGAUGGGUUUGACGACAUCAACAAACGCUCUGUGAUCUCUCUUUCCCACGGCUCAGAAGAAAAGCGCCAAGAUGACCCUUCAGCGUGCAUGGACAGAUGCGCGCGAGGUCCAUGGGAUUCGCAGACUUGCGAGAAGCGUUGUUACAAUCCUCUUUCUCUCAACGACAAGAUCGCAUCCAUAGACAAGCGUCACGCUGCUGAGAUUGACUCGAAGUCUCGUAUCAACGCAUGUAUCUCCGGCUGCCACGACAAACCGAAUCCUCGGCAAUGCAGGGAGCACUGCAGAACUGGCGGCAUUCCUCCUGAUGACGGUGGAAUACCGACGGUGGACAAACGCUCGGUGAUCUCUCUUCCCUCGGUUUCAGAGGUGAAACGUCAAGAUUCCGCUGAUUAUUGCAUGCUGCAGUGCAUGGAGUAUCUCGGGGACUCGGAGGCGUGUAUACAUCGUUGUUAUGGCAUCUCUCCUGCUCACAGCGACAAGUCCUCCCCCAUUAGCAAGCGCGACGCUGUUUCUAUCAAGCCAAACACUCAGUUCAACGCAUGCAUUUCAAGCUGCCACGACAAACCGAAUGUUCAACAAUGCAGGAGUGACUGCAUCUCAGGCGGUGCCCCGCGUGACGACGGUGUUCUACCACCUCUUCACAAACGCUCGGUGGUCGCUCUUCACCGCAGUUCAGAGGAAGAACGUCGAGACAACCCUGCGGUGUGCAUGGCAGAAUGUAUGGCAACUCCAUCAGAUGCGCCCAUGUGCGUGCGUCGUUGUUACGGAUCUCCUCCUCACCACCAUAAGAGAAUUUCCACCACAGGCGAGCGAUCCAACCCAGUCGCAAACGCUGAUCAGUGCAACGUAAAGUGCGACGACGACGCACCUCGUCCGUACCACUGCAAACUGCACUGCAGCAGCGCUGGUGGCACUCCAUCUGACGAUGGUGUUCUACGACGACCGCUGAACAAACGCUCUGGGAUCUCUCCUCCUUCCGGUCAAGGGGAGGAAGAUUGCAUGGAUGAUUGCAUGCGAUUCCCAUGGGAUUCACAGAUGUGCGAGAAGCGUUGUUUCGGUUCUGCUGCUCUCAGCGACUCUUCCAUCAGCAAGCGCGAUGUCGAGGAGCAUCCACGUUAUCCGCAACCCUAUUACGGAAACUAUCGUCAGUGUGUCAACUACUGCGAAUAUUGGCAAGGUCUGAGCCCAGGCGACUGUAUCAAGAGAUGUCACCCGCCUUUCGAGCAUCAACGAGGUACGAUCGUCAAGCGGGAUCCGAACAGCAACAUCGAUCCGGAGAAGAUCGACAUCUCCCUGUAUCAGGAGUGUCUCAACUCUUGUACCGCGUCUGGCCAUUCGUUGAAGUAUUGCAUGACGACGAAAUGCCCAUGGGCCAAAAGAAGUCGGGCAGAAGCAUUCGAUGGCUCUUCUGCCGAUGCCAGCAUCCACGGUCCAUCCGUUGUGGGUGGCCAUACAAAACGUGACGUGCGCAGCAACGAGUCGGACGACAGCAAAGCGUGCGCCGCCAAGUGUAGUCGUGGUCCUCCCGCGAUCCGAGAGUUCUGCAAACAGGAUUGCAUGACCAACUGGACGGGCGGGGUUUCCUUCCCUGAUCAAGAUCAUCGCAUCAAAGUGCAUUCCAAAUCGACCCCUCACCUCGAAAGUUUCUCCAGCGGUGACGAUCAUCACGUCAAACGCGAGGUAGAAGGUGUCAAACACGUGAAGCGCGAUUCCCAAGACGAUUGCGCAAACAAAUGUGCGCUCGCUGACAACUAUGAGGAGUGCUUGCAGAAUUGUCUCUGGUGA
Messenger RNA from Pseudozyma hubeiensis SY62, 2580 nucleotides. RefSeq lists its product as hypothetical. The record is from RefSeq and is a predicted model, not a curated record. The transcript has a single exon. The coding region runs from base 1 to 2580 and encodes 859 amino acids. Lineage: Eukaryota; Fungi; Basidiomycota; Ustilaginomycetes; Ustilaginales; Ustilaginaceae.